Carassius carassius (crucian carp) is the source of this 887-nucleotide messenger RNA. RefSeq names its product coiled-coil domain-containing protein 32-like. NCBI's taxonomy places the organism in Eukaryota, Metazoa, Chordata, Actinopteri, Cypriniformes, Cyprinidae. The record is from RefSeq and is a predicted model, not a curated record. The transcript is spliced from 4 exons. The coding region runs from base 166 to 702 and encodes 178 amino acids. Gene Ontology annotation, biological process: cilium organization.
UCGGCGGGUAAAUCCUUCAGUUACUUGCUGCUCAGCACAGCAGCAGCGAAGGCAAAGCAAGAGAUAAGGAUGGUUCUUAAAUGCUAAUGCUUGCAUGUUUUUCUCCUUUAAAUAUAUCUUUUUAGGUCUGAGGUGCAUUGAGACCAUUGUACUUUAAGAAACGUGAUGAUUGACGACUUCGAAACCCAUGCGGUCCGAUCUAGUGGAGAUCUGUGGACUGAGAUCUGCUCCAGUCUGCCAGAGCCUCAGGAACAGGAUGUGGGACUAUUUACAGACUCAUUUGAGCCUUCCUCUCCAGGAAACCCUCAGACAAACUCUCCCAGAGCUUCUUUCAGCCCAUGGGAACCAAUGGCUGACUCUGAGGUUUACAUUGCCAGUUUAGAAAAUCGAUUAAAGAGGAUCAAGGGACAGUCGAAUGACAUAACAUCAAGGGAAAUGCUCCGUUCCUUGUCACAGGCUAAAAAGGAAUGCUGGGAUAGAUUCCUUCAUGAUGCCCAAACCUCAGAACUGUUCCAGGAAGGGAGCUUCGAUCAGAGUGCUCUGGAGCAGUUCAAGCGCUGGCUGUCUCCUGCAAGGGUGGCCAUCAAUGCAGAAGAGCUGGAGUACCUUCUCUUACGCACACAGAACAGCGAGGCUCCUGCCAGCUCAACCCAAACUGACAAGCCAAGUGAGGAGCAUGAGUGCCCAAACCCAGAGAAAUAACCUUAUCACAGCAAUAACCUGUUUGCUGUGCUGACCAGCAGUGCUAGGGGAAUUAAGAGUAUAUGGGGUCUUGUUGUGGACCGCAACUAAAUAUUUUGAUCUAUUAAAAGGAUUAGUUCACUUCCAGUAUAAAAAAUUCCUGAUAAUUUACUCCCCUCCCAUGUCAUCCAAGAUGUUUAUUUCUU